UCACUUGGGUGCAUGUUUGUGAGCAUUUGUGCUUUUAAAACCCCACUUUUCCUACCCCCUCGUCUCCCUCUUCCUGCGCGGAUGAAUCGUCGGGUGCUGCGGCUGUGGUGAAUGAGAUUGAAGAAGAGUUCUUGUUUUGUAUCUCAGUUUCUCUCUUUUUUAUACGCGCAAAUUAAAUUGAAACAAACAAAAAAUAAGGUCGGCUCACGUAGUUAAUUUCGGCCCGGCGCACCGCUACAGCUAUGUGAGGGAUCGCGUCGGAGGAUCUUUGCCGAGAUCUCGGCGUGUUUGUAAAUAUUUAUUUAAAUAAUUUGUGGGGGGAGAGAGAGAGAGAGAGAGAAGCACUACUGCUCAAGUGAGUAGAGGAGGGGAGUUGGAGAGAGAGUACGAACAUAGUCUCAGUGCCAGCUGGACAGGCUGAAAGUUUCCUGAGUCUCUCUUUCCGCCGAACUGGAUCAAUGAUGGAAUUGCAAACAUUACAGGAGGCCCUGAAAGUGGAAAUACAAGUCCAUCAGAAACUUGUUGCCCAGAUGAAGCAGGACCCACAGAAUGCCGAUCUGAAAAAGCAACUUCACGAGCUCCAGGCGAAAAUCACUGCUCUGAGUGAAAAACAGAAAAAAGUGGUCGAGCAGUUGCGAAAAGAGCUGAUGAUAAAGCAGGAGCCCGAACUGAAGCCCCAGAUCCUUACGACAUCUGCAGACGGUAAAGCCGUGCUGCUCACGCCGGCCUGCCCCCCUUCGCAGACGGGGCCUCCACACCACCAGGGGGCGAUACAGAAGACUCUAACCGUGACGCCAGUCAUCACCGCAAAGACACUACCUCUCGUGCUGAAAGCUGCCACCUCCACCAUGCCUGCUUCCAUGGCAACGCAACGCCCCACCGUAGCCAUGGUUACUGCCAUCAGCAACCCCCCCAGACCCGGCGGCAAUUCUAACUCGCAGAGCACACCAAUCAACCUUCAGGUGGCCAGCAAAUUACCCAAUCAGGACACAGAUGCCGCCACGCGGAUCGUGUCGAAGAAUGUCAUUGUUGUGCAGGCCACCACCACCUCUGCCCAGCCUAUCAAAGUUCCCCAGUUUGUCCCUCCUCCUAGACUGACGCCUCGACCCACCUUUCAGCCACAGGUUCGACCGAAACCCCCAAUGCCCAACAAUGUGCCCAUUGCUCCGGCCCCGCCUCCCCCCAUGGUGGCGGCUCCUCUGAUCCAACGGCCCCUGAUGCUCGCCACCAAGCUGACGUCAUCGUUGCCUGCCUCCACCGGGCCCAUCCACCAGGUGCGCAUCGUGAACGGACAGCAGGUCGAGAAAGCCAUGCUCGCUGGCGGCACAGCGCAAGUCACGGGAAUAGUCAUCAGCCCGGCGCAGACACUUCAGAUCAGCAACCUUUACUCAGACGCAAAGACUGUGAAACCGCAGGGAGGAGUAGAACAGGUGGUCUCCAGCAAACCACCCUCCACCUUGCCUCCCCUUCCUCCCGCUCCCGCUAAGGUCAAACGAGAGGAAAGCCCGCAGGUACCACGCGUCUCCAAUGAGAAACUUGCCUUUAUGGUGUCUCUCGGGUUGGUCACACAUGAUCACCUUGAAGAGAUUCAGAGCAGAAGACAGGAACGCAAGAGGAGGACAACAGCCAACCCGGUGUACAGCGGAGCGGUGUUCGAACCCGAGAGAAAAAAGAUUGCCGUUACGUAUUUGAAUACUCCGCUGCAUCAAGGCACCAGGAAGAGAGGUCGCCCUCCCAAAUACAGCACCACCAACACAACCACCACCAGCGGCAGCACGGAGCUGGGCUGCAACCCCCUGCUCUCCCCUACCAGCAGCCUUCCCGACUCCCCGGCCCCCGAGCGGCCUGACACGGGGGGCUUUCCCCUCCCUGUCCACCCUCAUUCUCUCCCCCAGCCCAGCCCCAGCUCCGGGGAUGGAGACAUCCACGAGGAUUUCUGCACUGUGUGCAGACGCAGUGGACAGUUGCUUAUGUGUGAUACGUGUUCGCGUGUCUACCACCUCGACUGCCUGGACCCGCCCCUCAAAAACAUUCCUAAAGGCAUGUGGAUCUGUCCAAAAUGUCAAGACAAGAUUCUAAAGAAGGAAGAGGCCAUUCCCUGGCCAGGAACCCUAGCCAUCGUGCAUUCCUACAUUGCUUACAAAGAAGCGAAAGAAGAGGAAAAGCAAAAAUUAAUGAAAUGGAGUGCUGAGCUAAAGUUGGAAAGAGAGCAACUAGAACAGAGAGUCAAACAACUCAGCAACUCUAUAACAAAAUGCAUGGAGAAAAAGAACGGUAUCCUGGCCUGUCAGAAGGAGAUGCAGGUCUCUCUGGAGAAGGUGAAACACCUGAUCCGUCUCAUCCAGAGCUUUAAUAUGUCUCAGACCACAGAGACGGACGUCCCACAGGAUUCCAAACCGGAGUCAGAACCCAUCAAAGAACCCACAGACUCUACGCAAGCGUGCGUACAGGAGAACCCCACCGAGCCCAGCGUGCAGGUCCCGGUUGCCGUAGCAGUUCCAGAAGUGCAGACGGAGCCCGAGGUUGGAGAAAUGGCAGAGCCGGCGGCCGCGGUCACACCGGAGGCUGUUGCAAGUGAAUCGGGAGUCGCGGGAACGCCCGAAACCACGGUUAGCGAGGAGAUGACGAGCGUGGCAACAACUGCAGAGCCGGAGGAACCGACUCAAGUCAGAGACGUUAAGACCAACGGGGGGACAGACUGCGUUUGUACCGGCUUGAGCGAGGAGGGCGGGACUGAUGUCGCGGACUCUGAGAAUAUCCCGCCUAAUGACGGGAGCUGUGCAGAAGAGUCUGGGAAGAUGGAGGUGGACAGGCAAGAAGACGGAAGUCACGGCCUCAACAACAACAACAACGGCAAAACCUCAGAACCUUCCCAGCAGGCUUUGCCAGCCCCGCUAAGCAGUGUGGACAACCCCAAAUAGUUCUCAGCCUCGCCGUUAACAUCACCAAAACAUUUCAAACAGAUCGCACCUUGGACCGGUGCACAAAGUUGCCAAUCUAUACGUAUAUAUAUAUUAUACAUAUAUAUAUUAUAUAUAUCCAAAUAAAUGUUGUUGGUUUUUUUUUCUUUAUACAUAUGGUAAAACUGUGUCAGCAGUUCUUCUAAAACCAAGACAAAACAAGUCUUUAUUCUUGAAGACCAACAGCGCCCAAAGGUCUGGGUGAAUAGGGCGACUUAUGAAAGAGUGUCAUGCCAAUUUUAGAUUAUAAAAAAGAUAAUAGCAGUUUAACUAAUAAUAAUAAUAAAUAAUAAAAAUAAUAAUGAUGAUGGUGAUAAAGAUGACGAUGGAUAAUUUAUCACAUCAGACCAGUGUGUGCCUCCAGCAUGUGGUUUGUUUCAUAGAUUGUCUUCUCCGGGGUGAGAAAGCCAGGGCGGACGUAUCCAAAGACUGCGCCUGACACCCCGUUCACCUCCAGGCUUGAGUGGACCGACAAAACCAAAAGCUUCUUUUUCCAAGCAGGACAAAAAACAAAGCAUCAGUAUUGUGGGUUCGACUAAAUCAGGACUUGACCAGGACCGCCUAUAGCAACCCCCUGUUAUUGCUCUCCUCCACCUGUUGGCAUUUCCCAGUUCGAAGUAUGAAGCGUCCCGUUUCAAAGUCAUCUCAGGCUAACCAGCGGCAGAGCGCAAGGCAAAGCCCUGCAAGGUCUUUGAACAAGGGCUGGACGAGAAAGCCACACCAGACGACUCAUCUCGGUAACCGCAUCAGUUCUCGCGUGGAAGAUUAGCUUGAGGAACGCUGUUGGUUGUUCUGUCUUGUUCUGAAAUCAGUGUGUCUGGAUGCUGUUUGUAAUUUCCUUUUCAUUUCGAGGAAGAAAAAAAGACAUGACAUUGUCUGUAUCUGAGGAGUAUUUCUUGUUUUUAUCGGAAAAUAUAUUCAGGUCUUCCUAGUCUGCAUUGAAAAAUAAGUGCUUUUCUGUUUCACGAAACAGUCGUUUGUUAUCAAAGGUGUUUAAAAAUGGCACGAGUUAUGCGGGCGGCUUUCUCGACCUCACGGGGAAGACCGUUGCUUAACAACUGUCUGUUUUCUUUCAAGAACUGCCAAAUGGUUGUUUUAAUCCGAAAUAAAUGGAUAGAUCCUGUGUGUUUUAGUCUAGAAUAUAAUGGAAACGUCCCAUCCCCGUGUCCUCCACAACGUUUUCUGAGAAAAACAAUAAUGACGAUGUGUCACGAUUUGCUGUCUUAAACUCGAGGGUUUGAUAUAUGAGCCAAAUUUAGUAAUAAGGAAACGACCGAAAACCCUUCAAUUAAAGCACAAGCUUUAUUGCAGAUAACUGAAGCAAACGCACUAAAGGCUUUCCGUUUGGUUGAGUGAAAUUUUCAAAUCUCUGUUUUCUUUAACAACGCUUGUCAUGUUACCCGAUGGCUGAUGUCUUCAUGUUGCACAGAUUCUUAACCCGUCCUUUCGUCUUAACAGCAAUGCACGGCUGGCACCUCUUUUUCGUCUUACAUGUCAGGCCAUUCCAAAAUGACAUAUCCCUUUUUAUAUUUGUGGUGAGCGCCACUCAGGCUAGGAUUAAACAAUUUACGCAUAUCAAAUUCCACGUGUUUGUUUAGGAAAGGUGUUUAGGAAAUUUAUCCAAACGAAUGAUGCAUUGCUAAUUCUGACUGUUGAGAUAUAACCCACCAAAAUACAGAUGAUGUUCAGUCUUAAGUUCGUGGCUUUAAACACCGUUUGGCGAUGGAGUUUUGGUGAGGGUUAUAUCUGUAAUGUGCUGCAAUUCCUCACAAUCUACUGUGAACAUUUACAUCCUCUUUAAUACAUUCCCAUAAUGCCCUGUUACCCUUUGAGCCAGGAUUGGGUAGGAUGGAUAAACAUUCAUAUCAGCGACCAUUAUUGUGGCAUACUGAAUAUUCAAGGCCUUUCAGAAGUCACCGUUGUCAGUCUAGACGGAAUCUUUUACACCUUCCUGUACAGGUGCCCAGAGUGCCUUCAACCUUUUACAUACUAUAAAACCCCUCAAACCUUCACGAUUGUCACUAAAACAAUGGAAAGAAACCAGACAUAUUUAUGUCAUUCACUCUCUAUUUACGGUCAUUUAGUUCGAUUUGAAGCACAUUUGCAGGUUGUAAUUUCAUGGUUUAAGUGAACUGGUUGUAGUGACGUGCUUGUAUUGGUCUGGUCCUGUAUGUCUUUAUUAAGCCCUUGUAGUUAUCUGCUGUGAAGUUUAACAUCCCCACUAGAGAGUAUAUUUUGGUUACGUUGCCUUGAACAAAAGAUUUUUAGUAAUUGCACAAAAUUGGUCCAUAAAAAUGUUCCCUGUUUCAGCGAAUCUCCAGAACAUUAAGUGUUUUAACAUUUUUGGAGUCGUAUGUGGGGCACGUCUGCUGAAAAAAUGACAUUACAAAGUUAUGCUUUCUGUCUUUAUGCACUUUUUGGAAUGUCCUAAGUAUUACUCGGUUUUGUUUGCUUAAAUAUAUUGAAGUGUCUGCUCGUUUUGAGUUCUCUAUCAGUGUAAAAUUGCUUUUUUUCUCGCGUAUCACCAGGACUGUUCAGACCAGUGACCGUUAUGUCACAGCUCUGCUUUUAAGACUACAUGCAACUUUCCUUAUCCCAUCUUUUGUCUCUCCUUUAGUCACAGAGUUAGAAUAUCAGUACCUGAUUCGGGUAUUUGGACAUCAGCUGUUAGCAAAGCUGAGCUACGGAAACCUGCAAUCUGAUUGGAUAGACUCAAAAUCCCAGACCACCACCUGUCCGAUCGGUUCGACCAAUAGCAUGCCUUCUUAUGCAAAUUUUUUAUAUGAGUUUUGUCAGACCAUUUUGAUAUGCAUUUAGUUUUGAGUUUAUUUUGUGACGAUUUUUAUGUGAACUUUCCUUUUCACACGUCUGGCAAAACCGAUGCCAAAAUGAAACUGUAUACAUAUGUACAUCUCUUAAAACACUGUAUUCGGGUUUACGUUCCAGUUAUGAACAAUAGACUUUUUCCCAAAGGCAUCUGUAGGAUAUAGUUCAUUCAUGUACAGUUACAAAUAGGAUUUCUUUGCUGUCCAUACUACUGGGCUGUUGUACGGAAAAACAUGUGUAUGAAUCUUAUGGACCGUUGCUUUCUGCCUUCGCUAGCACACCAUGCUGAAUGUUAUUGUUGUUUAGGGGCGCCGGGUGUGUUGUGAGAAGAUAUUUACGGUCUUACAUGGCUGAUCUUGCAGAGUGCAUGUCGUGGGUGGGGCGUAAAGAAGAAAGGGGGCGGGAACUUCUCAAAGCCACGCAUUCAAGUAUCCAAGUUCUUAAGUAUACCCAAAGAGAUUGCUAUUAGGGAGACUUUUUUAUAUACAUUCGAGAUACGGUACAUAUCAUUGAAAAUCUUUCCGUCACUGUUGUUUUCUGCUCUAGCUUACAGCGCUGAAGUGUAGGAAGUGCUUUCCACCAGCUUAUGUCUGACAUUCUGUGUGGCUUUGCAAUUUUGAUUUUGGUGCGAAAGGUGCCGAUGUACAUUUAUGCAUAAAACUGAAAGACUGAAAGACUUUCAAAUCCAUUCCAGUUCAUCCUGUCACCUUGAUCUUAAUAGUGUGUAGAUCAUCUUUAUUCUUUUUGGUGCGUUGCAAUUCCACAGUGACAAAGAGGUCAUUGUAGUUUCAGUGUAGGUUUUGUUCAAUUUUCAUACUAUUUACUCGAGUCAUGAUUGUGGCCUUCUUGUACUGUUGAUGCAUUUCAUUUCUAUUGUUGUGACUUCCCUGGUGUUGUGCACUGUGUGAGUGUGUUUGAGAAGGUGUGUGUGUUACCUCAUCUACAGUCAACUGUUCAAUUGGAAAACAUUUUGUUUACGCGUGCAAAAAAAAAUCUUCCACUUGAUGAAAGACAAAACAGGAUACAUUGUAGCGAGUUAUAAAAAAAAGAAACAAGUUCGCCCGGUGUGCUGAACUAUGUGUAAAUGGUUUAUUACACAAUAUGAAUAUUUGUAAAAUUGUUUGUAUUUUUUCAUGAUGAUUUUAAAAAGGAGUGUCUUUAUUUUUUGACUUCUUUCUGUUACAGAACUCUCUCUCUCUAUCUCUCUCUCUCUCUGCUCUUUUUUCCUUGUUUGUUCACCUGACAUUGUAAGUGAGUCAGUUGGGUCUUACCUCUCUCCUGUAUUGAGCCUGUGAUGAGUCCUUUGUAUGCAGUGUUUUGAAAAUACUGUAGGGAACAUGGGAAGAAAUUGAUAUUAGGAGCAUUUGAUCAAUUUGUAUUUAUUUAUUUUAUCAUUUUGUUAAUAAAUCGAUAAAGAAC
Messenger RNA from Triplophysa dalaica, 7205 nucleotides. RefSeq names its product PHD finger protein 21Ab (gene phf21ab). The record is from RefSeq and is a predicted model, not a curated record. The transcript is spliced from 18 exons. Bases 459 to 2921 code for a protein of 820 amino acids. Lineage: Eukaryota; Metazoa; Chordata; Actinopteri; Cypriniformes; Nemacheilidae. Gene Ontology annotation, molecular function: chromatin binding. Gene Ontology annotation, biological process: negative regulation of transcription by RNA polymerase II. Gene Ontology annotation, cellular component: histone deacetylase complex.